CACGUACACAAGUGACACAACAGCCAGAAAUCAUUCAUUUUUCAGAAAGCUGAUUAGGUGAGUUAGAAGAAGAGAGCUAUAAAUUUUCAGGGUAAGGGUGCCUGCAGCACCAGGAUAGUGAAGCAGUGUAGCUGUGGUCCAAAGUCUAGGCCUUAUCCUAGGUGGGCUGCAUUUCUCAGCCACUCCAUCAUUGAAGGUUGUUCCAAACUGAAGGACCCUUCUUAUACGGGCGAGAAAUGCAGCCCACAUUUAGAGCGAUUUAAAGGACGCAGCUGAUGUAUCCUUCCAAGGCCUUUGUUUUCACAAUUCACUGACAGUGUACAACAUGAAUGGAAAAAAUUAACAGAACCACGAAAAUUGGGUACAAAUGGUCAGGCAUCUGUUAGCUGAUGUAUCGAAGCUGGGGAUCCAGCGCUUUCCUUUGAGUGUGCUGUGAUGCUGCCUAAUGGAUGCUGCUGUUGUAGAAGAGGAGGAGUCUGACUUCACAUGUCCUCACCAUCCCAGUGUUAGGGGCAUUACUAGUGAUAGGGGUCAUAUUUGUGUGAUUGGCUUUCCAAACUGGGGAUAAAAAAUUAUUUCACCUAAUAAAAAACUAUUGCACAAUUACACUGGUUUCUCACGUUUAUCUGUACUGUUUAUGGACAUAAAUUAGGUUUUAAAAUUAAGCUUUAGGAUUCUUUAGUCAACGUUUAUAGAUAAAAUAGGUUUCUACAGUGUCUAAAACCGCUUUUAAGGAGCUAAUUAUUCAGUUAGAACAGUGCUAAUAUGUGGGAUGUAAAUGUUUAUAGAAUGUUAAAAGCUGCAUAAGCUCAUGCAAAACUAAAGAAUUAAACUUUUUGAGACACCAAACGUGUCUUGGAUGAUGUAGUACAGUAGGAAUAAGGGAGAAGGAACCAGUGGCUGCGAUUGUGUAUGCUUGUGAUUUAUUGUAAUUCUGUUCUUUUGUCCCUUUUGUUAAUCACACUUCAUUUAACCGGAGCUGAACCAUCAGGACAUCAGGAGGUUUAUCUGCAUGCAGUCUUCGACCUGAAGCUGCCGUCCAGCCUGCAAACGUCAGGGAAGGUGUGUUAAUCGAUGGAUGGAGGAAAGGUAGCAGUUCAUUUGCACUGCAGGUUCCUUAUCAGUGCCGGGCAGAAACGGAGAGAGGAGGACGAAGAGGAGGAGGAGGAGGAUGGAGGACGGCGAGCGAGCGCUUAUCACAGAAAGCCAGCAGUCCUUCUUCAGGCCCUCGCAGGAAUGAGCCUAGGAGAAAAAAACUACUCCCAUGGCAUCUCGAGAGGAGCUCAGAGAGAGGCUGAGGCUCGGGCUGAAAGGACGCACUGGGGAUCACCACUCCGCUAAUCUACCUCUCUCCAGGACUCUGUCAGAACCACUGCAGCGGCUCGGCCCGGUCCGUGUCCCCGCUCCCCUGAUUACACUCACCCGCCGGGGUCGCCUCCUUUCUGAACCAGACCUCACACAGCAUCACCCUCCUCGUCUUCUUCACCAUGACCCGUAAAGUGUUCACCAACACUCGUGAGCGCUGGAGGCAGCACAACGUGAACACGGCGUUCGCGGAGCUGCGUAAGCUGAUCCCGACUCACCCGCCCGAGAAGAAGCUGAGCAAGAACGAGAUCCUGCGGCUGGCCAUGCGCUACAUCACCUUCCUGGUGACGCUGCUGGAGAAGCAGCAGGGCGAAGGAGCCGCCGCCGCUCACUCCCCCGCCGCUCUGCUCACACUCAUCACCGGCAACAUGCAGAACCUCCGCUCAGACCGGGCCUGGGCCAGCGACUCCGACCCGCACUCGCCCGGAUCCAGCAGUGAUGGAACCACAGAGUCCUGGUAGAACCUUCUGCCAAUACCCGAGAACAUUUUACCCACGAAAUCUGGAACAUCUUCUGAACAUCUACAACACUGAGAGAGUGAUUAACGCCUGCCCUGAAUUUACACAGAGCGUCUAGAACUCCUGCUCUAAUUUCACAGAAAAGACCUAGAACUCCUGCCGUAAUUAUGCAGAGAAAUCCUAGAACGUCUGCUAUUAAUUUACACAUAAAUUCUAGAACAUCUGCUGUACAUUUUAGUCUAGAAUUUGAUGAUUUCAUUCAAGAAUUUCAGUCUAGAACACCUACUGUAAUUCUAACUGUUCUAGAUCAUCUGCCCUGUUCUGUACAUUUAUGCAGAACAACUGGAAUAUCUGCUGUUAAUUUAUAAACACCUACAUGUGCGUCUUCAAUUUCAAACACCUACUGUAAAUAUAAGGUAUAAUUAGAAAAAACCUUGAACACAUCGACAUCAUCUGCUGUAAGAUCUAAAACAGUGACUGUAAUUAAACAUGAAAUAUUGAACAUCUGCUGUUCUUUUGCAGAGCAAAUCUAAAAUGCCUGCUCUAAUUUUAUUCUACAACAGCUACUGUAUUUCCACAAAUUUUAGAACAUCCUCUGUAAAUGUAUUUUAUGUAUAGGCAUGCAGGGUUUAAUUUUACCUAGAACAUGUAGAACAUCUCCUGUUCAAUAUCUGUUUUUUGGAAUCUAAAACCUACACCUAACACUUACAAUAAUUCCAUAUGAAAUAUUUCAUGUUUCAUGUAGAGCUCCAAUCAUUUUACAAGCCAGAGUCUAGAACUUCUGCUGUAAUUUUACAAAGAAAAUCUAGAACAUCUGCUGUAAUUGUACACACGUCUAAAAACUAUUUAAUUUUACAGGGUCUAGAAGGCAUGUAGUGUCACACAAAAUCUAGAUCAUAUUUAAUUGUGCAGAGAGAGUCUAGAACCUCUGCUGUAAUUUUACAGAUAAUCUAGAACAUGCUCUGUAAUUGGAUCUAGAUGUUCCAGAAGGUCUGCGGUAUUGUAACGGAGAACCCUUGGUCAGAUCGAGUGCUGUUGUUUUGUGGUGUUGAGUAAGAGCUGAAGUGUCUGACCCGUUUUGGUGGGAACCCUCAGUGACGGUGAUCUGAGCCCCCUGGUUCUCAGUGUUCCGGUUCUACAGCUGCAGGGUCUACAGACGGAGCGUCUGGACUGAAAAGAACGCUGCCGCCGGGUCGUUCCUCUGCUCUGGAAACUCAGUGUACAGCGGACCGCUUUGUUUGGAGAGAAGCGUGGUGUUGAAACGUGCUCCACUCAGUGUUUAAUAUUUAUUUUUAUGCGCUUUAUUUAUUGUGAUUUUUGGUAUAAAAUGUGAUAUAAAAAUAAGGAACUGUUCCUUUAAAUAGUACAAACCCAAAUGUAAGAUGAAAUGAAAGAUUAUUUCCUUAUUUUACUUUUUAUUUAUUGCUUUAUUAUCAGUUGGUCAGGACUGGACUGAUAAGCUGUAAUUUAUUUAUUUUUUAUUUAACUGUUUGUUAAUUUAUUGAACAGAAAUGUUAAUUUAUUGAUUUUUAAAACCUUCUUGUUCAGUGAACGAAAUGUAGCCAAAGAUUAUUAUUGUUAAUAUUUUUGUGUGAGCUGUAAGCUUCUGUAUUGUUGAAAUGAUGUAUCACUCUCUUCUAGUUUUGUCUUCCUUAGAUUAUCCUAUUAAUGAAUUAAUUUAUUCUACUUAUUGCAAAAAUCAGUGUUUUGCUAUUAAAAUAAAAAAACCCUGAGAAAGUCACUGCAAGUUUUUUGAUCAAUUUAACAUCAAUUUACUUUAUUUAGCAACAAAGAAAGUUGUGUAGACAAGAGACCGGCUGUAAAACCACUGUGCUGUUUUUAGCCUUUUAUUGUGAAUUGAAGUAAAAAACAUAAAAAAUUAAAACUAAUUUUAAUAAAAAUGUGGAAGCAGAA
This is a messenger RNA of Astyanax mexicanus (Mexican tetra), 3737 nucleotides long. RefSeq names its product T-cell acute lymphocytic leukemia 2 (gene tal2). The transcript is spliced from 4 exons. The record is from RefSeq and is a predicted model, not a curated record. The coding region runs from base 1488 to 1826 and encodes 112 amino acids. Lineage: Eukaryota; Metazoa; Chordata; Actinopteri; Characiformes; Acestrorhamphidae. Gene Ontology annotation, biological process: regulation of transcription by RNA polymerase II. Gene Ontology annotation, molecular function: protein dimerization activity; DNA-binding transcription factor activity, RNA polymerase II-specific; RNA polymerase II cis-regulatory region sequence-specific DNA binding.